ACCCAUAUCUUCAAUGUCGACUGCUCUAGUCUCAAACAACCCUCCAAAGAGACAGAACAAGGGUUCCAGUGAUUCGAAACCCGACCACUGGGUCGACACUGCCGGAACCUCAUUCACGAACCCUUGGCCGAGCUGGAGGUAUACAACAAAAUGGGAGAGAUUCAAGCUCUUCAAAGAAGCUAUAACAUGGAAGAACCCUGACCCAAAGAGGGUGGAGACCGAAAUGCCUACGCAAACCCCGACCUGGGGGUACGACGCCAACGGCGCCGCGCAGGAGGGCGCGAGCGACAAGAUUAAAACCACAUGGCUGGGACAUGCCUGUUUCCUCGUGGAAUUCCCUAACCGGACUCAUCCUGCCCCUGGGCCUGCCGCGGGGGGCGAGGAUUCCAAGGGUUUGAACCGUGGUUUGAGGAUCCUCUUCGACCCUGUCUUCAGCAAUAGGUGCUCGCCUAGCCAGCUGAUAGGACCCAAGCGGUUUACUCCACCCCCUUGCAAACUCGAGGAGCUACCGGACAUUGAUGCCAUAGUUAUCUCGCACGACCACUACGACCACUUGGACGUUCAUUCCAUUCGCACGCUCGCACAUGGACCCUCUUCCCCGCACAUCUUCGCGCCCCUAGGCAACGGGCCCUUCUUCCAGUCUCUCGGGAUUCCCGAAUCCAGAACACACAUCAUGGACUGGUGGGACUCCAAGCGGCUCGAGGUCAAGACCUCCGCAGACGCCUCUCUAGCCGUCGACAUCACCUGCACACCAGCGCAGCACUUUAGCGGACGAACCUUCUCGGCGUAUUACACGACUCUAUGGGCCAGCUGGUCCGUGGAAGAGGUCGUCCCGCCCACGGCCGCCGCGGCGACCCCCGUGAAGCUCUUCUUUGGCGGAGACACGGGUUACAGGAGUGUCAUGGACCACCAGAAGGAGGACGAAGUGCCCGUUUGCCCGGCGUUCAAGGAGAUUGGAGAAGUGUUUGGAGGGUUUGAUCUGGCCCUCAUCCCUAUCGGUGCCUACCUUCCCCGGCAGUUCAUGUCACCCAUCCACUGUGCCCCACAGGAUAGCGUUCGGCUCUUCAAGGAUAUCCAGGCGAAGAAGGCCCUCGGCAUGCACUGGGGGGCCUGGGUUCUGACCUCGGAAGACAUCCUCGAGCCACCGAAACGGCUUAAAGAAGAGUGCAGGAAACUAGGCAUCAACGAAGAGGACUUUACCGUAUGUGAUAUUGGCCAGACUCUGUUCUUCUGA
Coprinopsis cinerea okayama7#130 is the source of this 1234-nucleotide messenger RNA. Its product is annotated as N-acyl-phosphatidylethanolamine-hydrolyzing phospholipase D. Gene Ontology annotation, cellular component: cytoplasm; membrane-bounded organelle. The transcript has 7 exons. NCBI's taxonomy places the organism in Eukaryota, Fungi, Basidiomycota, Agaricomycetes, Agaricales, Psathyrellaceae. Gene Ontology annotation, molecular function: N-acylphosphatidylethanolamine-specific phospholipase D activity; zinc ion binding. Bases 14 to 1234 code for a protein of 406 amino acids. The record is from RefSeq and is a predicted model, not a curated record. Gene Ontology annotation, biological process: N-acylethanolamine metabolic process; N-acylphosphatidylethanolamine metabolic process.